AUGAGUGAAGGGUUAAGGUUUGUGGCCGCUUUCGGCUGGUUUUUGGUGCUCUGUGCUAUGUCAACUUUACGCCAGGAGCCACCACAUGCUGAUGUUGAUGUUGAUGUCUGUGGCAGAUUCCCAAAAAUUGUAGACAAUUGUUUCAAGGAUUUGCCGCCACUCCUAAAGGAGUUUCUACAAAACAACAGGAUUAUCAUAACUAAGGAGGAUUUAAUAGGUGCGAAUUAUUUACUUCACAAGGAAUGUCUGACAAAAAUUCAUUCAGAUUGGCUAAGCUGCAGCUCUGACUUUCAGAAAAUCAUUGCUGACGACAAACUAAAAGUUACCGAAAAAUGUCUGGAGUUGUGCUGCGCCCGAUACAAGUGCUACAAGAACUCGGCCAAGUUUGCACGCGAAACCGCCAAAAUGUUGUCCGACGGGAAGCACAUCAGUAACUGUCGCCAGCUGGAGGAGAAGUGCGCCCACGCCACAUACAUUUCCUUUAUCUGGAACACUGUUGUGUUCUUGGCUCUGGUGCUGGUGCACCGGGCUGUGUGUGAGGGCCCUAGCUGUUGUUGUCCAUUUGUCAAUGCAUAG
This is a messenger RNA of Drosophila hydei, 576 nucleotides long. RefSeq lists its product as uncharacterized. Bases 1 to 576 code for a protein of 191 amino acids. The record is from RefSeq and is a predicted model, not a curated record. NCBI's taxonomy places the organism in Eukaryota, Metazoa, Arthropoda, Insecta, Diptera, Drosophilidae. The transcript has 3 exons.